Molecule: messenger RNA, 1764 nt
Organism: Talaromyces rugulosus
Lineage: Eukaryota; Fungi; Ascomycota; Eurotiomycetes; Eurotiales; Trichocomaceae
Exons: 4
Coding region: 1-1764 (587 amino acids)
Biological process (GO): oligosaccharide catabolic process
Molecular function (GO): alpha-amylase activity
Source: RefSeq, a predicted model, not a curated record
AUGGCAAACAAGCAUGUCCAGAGACCGAUCCACCGAGCAUGGUGGAGGGAAAGCUCCGUCUACCAGAUCUGGCCGGCCUCGUUCAAGGACUCCAAUAACGAUGGCGUCGGCGAUAUCCCCGGCAUAGUGUCGAAACUAGACUACAUCAAGAAGCUCGGGGUCGAUAUCAUCUGGAUGUCGCCUGCAUACAAAUCGCCGCAGGUGGACAUGGGAUACGAUAUUUCGGAUUACUACAGCAUGCACGCUCCGUACGGCACGGUCGAGGACGUUGAUCGUCUGAUUGAAGGCUGUCACUCGCGAGGCAUGAAGUUCCUGAUGGACCUGGUUGUCAACCAUACCAGUGACCAGCACGAGUGGUUCCAGAAAUCGCGCAGUUCCAAGGACAAUGAGUAUCGCAACUGGUACGUGUGGAAGCAGCCCAAGUACGAUGAGCAGGGCAACAGACAGCCGCCGAAUAACUGGAUUUCCCAUUUCCAAGGCAGCGCAUGGCAGUACGACGAACUCACCGGAGAAUACUACCUACAUCUGUACGCCGUCGAGCAACCCGAUCUCAACUGGGAACACCCCCCGGUGCGCAAAGCUGUCCAUGAUAUUGUGCGCUUUUGGCUAGACAAGGGAUGUGAUGGGUUCCGAAUGGACGUGAUCAAUUUUAUAUCGAAGAACCAGGACUUCCCCGAUGCCCCAAACAAAGACCCGAGUCAGAUCUGGCAGUGGGCGGAUAUCCACUAUGCCAAUGGACCGCGACUGCACGAAUACCUGCAAGGGUUAGGCCAAAUUCUGAAAGAGUACGACGCCUUUAGCGUGGGCGAGAUGCCGUUUGCAAAGAAACUCGACGACGUUUUGAAAGCCGUGCGCUACGACCGACAUGAAAUCAACAUGAUCUUCGAUUUUGCACAUGUCGACAUUGAUCACGGCCCGUACGACAAAUUUGUAGAAGGGCCCUGGAAGCUUACUACGCUGAAGAGCAUGUUUGAGAAAUGGCAGACAUUCAUGUACGAGAAUGACGGAUGGAAUGCUUUGUAUUGGGAAAACCAUGACCAGCCCCGCUCGAUUGACCGGUAUACAAACGCCAAACCGGAGGACUCGACCAUUGCGGGCAAAAUGUUGGCUACGUGUCUUGCUUUGAUGUCUGGCACUCCGUUUGUCUACCAGGGACAAGAACUAGGCAUGCGCAAUGUGCCUCUGGAAUGGCCUAUCGAGGAAUACCAGGACAUAGACUGCAUUAACCACUGGAAGGGACACCUAGCCACGGAGGCCAACAACACCGCCGCGCUGGACGAAUAUCGCAGGCAGUACCAGAAGAAAUCCCGAGACAACGCCCGAACGCCAGUGCAAUGGUCGUCCGAGCCCAAUGGUGGUUUCACGGGCGCAGGCGUCAAGCCAUGGAUGAGCGUGAAUCCCAACUACGCGGAGAUAAACGCCGAGUCACAGGUAUCCGAUCCGAGCUCGGUAUUUAGCUACUGGCGAUCUGUGCUGGGGCUGCGCAAGAAGUACCUCGACAUCUUUGUGUAUGGCGACUUUGUGAUGCUGGACAAGACCAGCGAGGAGGUGUUUGCGUAUACGCGACAGUACGAGGACCAGCAGGCUCUGGUGCUCUGCAACUUUACAGACAAAGCACUCAAGUGGGACCCGGCGGCGAAUGCGGUCGGCAAGGUGCAGGAUGUCUUGCUCAACAGCUACGGAGUGAGCGAGAAGUACCAGGACGAGACAUGGGCACUGCGGCCAUUUGAAGCGACAGUCCUGCUUGUUACUCCGACAGCCUAG